Molecule: messenger RNA, 717 nt
Organism: Lactuca saligna
Lineage: Eukaryota; Viridiplantae; Streptophyta; Magnoliopsida; Asterales; Asteraceae
Source: the annotation of a GenBank genome assembly
AUGAUGAUGAUGAUGUGGGAUCUCUUCGUUGCCCAAUCCAUCCGAGAUGAAGAUGGAGAGGGGAAGGGAAAGAAAGAGAAACAGGAGUACCUCGAAGAGAAGUACCCUAAUCACCCUUUGCUACCUCACGACCUUGCAAAAAAGGCAAUAAAUUAUCAGGCUGCAAAUAUUGUUUCUUCGAGCAUACAACCUCUUGUAAUGUUACCUGUCUUGAACUAUAUAGGAGAAAAUGUUGGUCCGGAAGCAAAAAUUCAAUGGGUUCAAAAGCAAGCUGGAAAAGGCUUUGCAGCUUUGGAGAAAUUACUAAAAGAUUAUGCUGGGAAGUAUGCAACUGGAGAUGAAAUGUCCCUGGCAGACGUGUUUUUGGCUCCACAAAUCAUUGGUUUAUCACAACGAUUCAACUUUGACAUGAGUGAAUUCCCUCUUCUCUCCAGAUUGAAUGAAGCAUACAAGCAUGUAGCAGCUAUCCAAGAUGCCAUGCCAGAAAAGCAGCCAGAUUUCCCGAUUAAUUGAGGGUCGGGCUAUGAACGAACUGAACGUUCGGCGAACCGUUUGUGAACUGUUCGACGGGAAGUUCGUUUAUGUUCGUUUAUUUAAUAAAUGAAUGAACAUGAACAAAAAUUAUUGUUCGUUUAGUUAAAUGAACGAACAUGAACAAUGGUCUCGUUCGUUCAUUUAUGUUCGUGAACAUUCGUUUAUGAUGUUCAUUUACGUUUG